UGAAACUGAAUCGAAUUUCGCCGAUUGUGAGUUAUUCAGGUUCCUGUGUGCAACUGUGGGGGGUUUCGGUGGACAAACGCUGCUUUUAAAAGCCUCCAUAAGUACAAAAUGCGUUGCUGAUUAUUGCUGGAAUGAUGUCGGACAGAAUUGAAAAUUUUUAAAUUAUUUUCCAGCGCGUUUUAUACGGACUUUCUCCACCGCUUCGUCUUUAUCCACAGCCGAGAGACGGGCAGCGGCCUGCGGGUCGACGCGAGCAGGAAACACCGCGGAUGGGAUUUAGGCCUCGGAAUUGAAACCCCCCCAGCGACAAAGACUUAUCCACCAAAAGGAGUAGCGGCUUAGUCGACCCACAGCCGGUCUCGUAAAGGAGUUUCCACCAGUUUGAAGGAAGUCUGAAGGCAGGAGACGCUUUAAAAUUUCAAGACACUCGUUAGUUGUUAUCUCCACUUGGAUGAUGCCCACACACACUGUGGUCUGAGGUUUUCUGGAGCAGGCAACCGCUCCCAAGGGUUUUUGGGGUCACCCAUUUUACUUUUUUCUCUCUUGUGGUGGUCCUUUGAACCGUCAAAAUAAGUUCCUCUCUGCCCCCCCACCUGUCCCACCGCGGCCAGUCCAACAACCCCUUCCCCCUAGAUUCCCAUGGUAAGAGGUCCCACUACGGCACCAAGCUGAAUCCCUACACUAGAGCGCGGAUGACGGAAGCAUGGCAGCAGCAUGCUGUUGCCCCGCCUCCCGUUGUCCACACCAUACCUCCAGGGGCAGAGAACGCCCUCAGCUGUGCAGUUUAUGGCAUCGUCCUGCAGCCGGAUGCCACGUUGCAGCAGCAGCAGUCGCAACAACAACAGCAGCAGCAGCAGCAGCAACAACAGCAGCAGCAACAUCACAGCCAGCAGCACAGCCAGCAGCAGCACCCAGCACAGGCUCAGCAGCCAUCCCUGCAGGUGGGGAGCGAAGGAGGACACAAAUGUGGAGCCUGUGGACAUGACAUUUCCCACCUGGCCAACCCCCAUGAGCACCAGUGCAUGGUGAGUCAAGAUCGCUCGUUCCAGUGCACACAGUGCCUGAAGAUUUUCCACCAGGCCACAGAUCUAUUGGAGCACCAGUGUGUGCAGGUGGAGCAGAAGCCCUUUGUGUGUGGAGUCUGUAAGAUGGGCUUUUCACUGCUCACAUCGCUGGCGCAGCACCACAAUGCCCACAACAGCACCAACCCCAUGAAGUGCUCCAUCUGUGAGAAGACCUACCGACCUGGUUCCUCUGGCAAUGCCACUCCCACCUCGUCCACCACAAACCAGGGCCAGCCAUCCAACGAUGGUGCUUCAGCCAGCAGCAGCGCUGCCGUGGGCUCCUCAGGCCAGCCCACCUUCGAGUCUUCUGCCCCCUACAGGCCCUACAAGUGCUCUGUGUGCUCCAAAGGCUUCAGACACCUGUCCGAACUCACCCGUCACGAGCGAGUACACACAGGCGAAAAGCCCUUCAAAUGCGAGACAUGCGACAAAAGCUUCAGCCAGUCAUCGCACCUGGCACACCACCAGCGCACGCACAGCUCAGAAAGGCCAUUUAAAUGUGCCGUGUGUGAGAAAAGCUUCAAACACCGGUCCCAUCUGGUGCGCCACAUGUAUGCCCACUCAGGUGAGCACCUAUUCAAGUGCAACAUGUGUGAACUGCACUUCAAGGAGUCGUCGGAGCUGCUGCACCACCAGUGCCAACCACAGGGCGCAAGGCCGUUCCGCUGUGCCACCUGCGGCAAGGGCUUCAAGCGUCCGUCUGACCUGCGGCAGCAUGAGCGCACCCAUUCGGAGGAGCGGCCCUACCACUGCGAUGACUGUCAGAUGAGUUUCAAGCAGCAGUAUGCUCUGGUGCGCCAUCGGCGCACACACACAGCCUCCGCCGACCGUCCCUUCAAAUGCAACCUCUGUGAUAAGGGCUUCCUGCAGCCGUCCCACCUGCUCUACCACCAGCAUGUGCACGGCAUGGACAACCUCUUCAAGUGCGCCUCAUGCGGCAAGGGUUUCAGCCAGUCUGGGGAGCUACUGCGUCACAAGUGUGGUGAACCCUCCACCACCCCUACCAAUCCAGACAAGCCGUACAAGUGUGACGUGUGUGGCAAGGCCUACAAAAAAGCCACAACACUGCAGCGUCACCAGACCACCCACUGCAAUGAGAAGCCUCUCAAGUGCUCCCUGUGCGAUCGCCGCUUCCUGUCCUCUUCGGAAUUCGUGCAGCACCGCUGCGACCCGUCCCGUGAGAAGCCCCUGAAGUGCCCUGACUGCGAAAAGCGGUUCAAAUACUCGUCAGAAAUGAACCGGCACCGCCGUGUUCACACCGGAGAAAAGCCGUACAAGUGUGCCAGCUGUGAUAAAUGCUUCAAGCAGAGGGAACACCUGGCCAAGCACCAGAGCGUUCACUCCAGGGAUGCACAGUUUAAAUGUGUAUGGUGUGGAGAGCGCUUCGCCGACCUGGGCGCUCUCCAGGAGCACACAGUCCAGCACACAGCUGAAGGAGGGGGGUACCCUGUACCCUCUCUUAUCCAGUAAACUCCUUUACACUCCAAUCUUGUCCACUCCGCUUUUUCCCUUUCUCCACUGCCAAAUUCUACAAAAGCAAACAUAAGCCCUACAGUUAAUUAUGUUGUCAUAUAGGUUUUAGAAUAUGUAUUUACCUGGUUUCUUCUAAGAAAUGAAAAGAAAAGGAUAAAGGCAAGUUGUCCGAUAACCUUAUGAGUUUCAUAUAUCCAUACCAGAUAAAUAACUACUUGUAACAAGAGGUAUUUAAACACAAAGUGGAUUGAGAUGAGGUCUGAUUUCUUAUAGAUGCAUUUUUUGAGAAUGGAGAAGUAUGUGAAUUAAAAAAAAAAAGUCUGAAUUUUGAGCAUAGUAUUCCAAAGUGAGCAAACGGAGAACAAUCUGUUUCAGUAUAUUGAUGGUGAGAAAAUGGUCCCCCUAUAAGUUCUGCAUAAUAAAUGUCUAUUUCAAAAAGGAAGCCUAAAGGAAACCUAAUGAAGCAUCAUGUCUUUAAGCAUCUACUGUCUUGACAGUAGAGGCUCCCCUUUAAUUUUAAUAAAAUCUUUAGUUGGGUCAUGCUGUGUCCCAUUCGAUCUGUGGAGUGCUGGACUUUAUAAAAAAAAAAUAUAGACACAGAAAAAUACGACAAAAAGUUAGUGUGCUGCUUUUGUCUGGUGAUGAAUCUUUUAGGAAUUGAUAAUACUGUUUUUCUGAUUACAUGUCAUUUUUUGUUACGGGAUUAUACAUGCUAAUGUGUUUUGGGUAUAGUUUGCUUGCUUCCUGUCUUGAGUUUCAUUUGCAGCUACAAUUGAAUUUCCAGGGAGCAUUUUUUACUCUCUAACCAUGUUCCAAUAUGAAGGAGUGUGUUCUCUUCUCAAAACAAAAAUAAUGGAAACAUACUGUGUAUAUAUCUCCGUAAGUCACCACUUGAAACAACAUUGCCUGCAUUUUAGUUAAGUCAGCUGGCCGUAGCUGACAAAAUGUUUAGAAGCGGAUGGGGGACUAGCGUAUGUUGUGCUGUCAUUAGAUAUUAAAACUGUCUGUAAGUGUGUAUGUCAAAGUAUAUGUGCCCUUCAGUUGGGCAACUCUGGUAUGUACCAAAAAAUUUUGAAAAGAACAACCCGACCACCAAUGUACUGUACUACACCCCAAAGGGACAGAUUGUUAACCAGCUAAAGCAUCGUGGAUACCACGGUUUCUACAUUUCACUGCGAUGUACGUAAAUAUAUAGAAACUAUAUAGAAAUAUAUACUUCACUCUUGUAUACAAACAGUUCGUAUUACCACAAAAGUAAAGGAAAAGUAUAAAAAAACUGUCCUGAAAUGGCCUAAAACCUGAAAAGGCUUUCUGUGUUACUGUAUGUACAUAGGUUAGUAUGUAUGCUCCAUGUUUACCAGUCCUGUCAUUAGAUAUUGCAUUGUCUUUCUUAACUAUUUUAUAAGUAGCUUUUUAUUAUGUGGUAUUAUCUUUAAUUUUUUUUUCUUUUUUUUCUCUGUUUUGUAGAUUUUUAGAUGUAGAGUUUGAUUGUCUGAUGGUGUGUGUUCGCAGUUGUGUGAAAGUUGUCUUUGCAGAGUUUUGUUGCCCCUUUAUUAUUUUGCCUACGUUUUCAUUGUGCGGAUGAGGAGUUUGGGUAUAGUUGCUCUCCGUGUCCAUGACUGGAGCUCUAUCGCCAUACAGCUGAAGGGAAGCGGGAUACGGUGUUGAGACUUCAUCUGGGUCACGGCCUCUGGCCUUCCCUUCACCUCACAUAGGCCUUCUUACUUUAGUGUUUAUGUUAACCAGAUCUUUCCCUCUAUGAGUCCUCUAUAUACAGCACCACGAGUGUGGUCUUUAUACAGCCUGUAUAGAUUUGUUUAGUUAAUCUUUUCUGUUUAUUCCUGCCAGUCCCGGUUAUCUUGCCUGCGUUUAUACUGUAAGAUGAUGAUGAUGAUGCCCCGCCCUCUUUACUUUUGUAACAAUCAUAAGAAUUUUAUUUUUUUGUCUUGUUUUUAAAUAAGGAAAAGCAAUGGGUUUUUAGCUUGCCCCAUGAUGUAACUGAAAAUGUUUAAUGUGUUUAAGGGAUGACUAAAUUGCAUGUCACUUUUUUGUUUUGCAUUUAAAGUGGUCCAGUUGCUCUAGAUGUUUGUCAUUGUUUCUUUAUUUUUACUGUGUUUAUUUAUAUAUAUAUAUAUAUAUAUAUAUAUAUAUAUAUAUAUAUAUAUAUAUAUAUAUAUAUAUAUAUAUAUAUAUAUAUAUAUAUAUAUAUAUAUAUUCGCCACCCUGGAACUUGAAAGGAUGGCAUAGGCCACAAACAUUGGUUCUCCAAGUUCUUUACACAUGCUGCCUAAUUUGGGUGCUGGUUUCACAGAGAAUUUGGAAUACUUUAAAAGAACGUGACCAUAAUAGCUUUGGAGUGAGGGACUGAGUGACUGAAUGUGUGUGUCUUUGUGUGUCAGCCUGGGUUUCUCCUCCUGCUUUGUGUCUGCGUGGUUCCCUGCAGUAGAUCAGCAGGCUCGGGGCAGGUUUGUGUUUGGGCCUCUGUGGACUGUGCAGUAUUAAUGUCAGUGAGAGAGUGUGUGUAUGUGUGUGUGCGUGCGUGUGCACGCGCUGUCUUAUGUGGAGGUGAAGGCUCUGCUGUCCUGCAGUAAUGUACGCUGAAAACUCAGUGUGACCGGAGCGCUCAAAUAUAUGUGACACUUUGGCCUUAAGCAGGUUUAGUGAAUCGGGGGGAGGGGUGUUUCCAUAGUCUCCGUUCUGUAUGUGUGUGUGUUUUUUUUGUUUUUGUUUUUUUAAUAUAUAUAUAUUUUACAUCUUAAUAGUGUGUUUAUCCAAUAUUUGAAAAUAUCAAGGGGCUUUUUUCCAACUCCAGGCAUUAAGAAAAGAUUGACUGAGAGAACAGAUGGGAUUUUAAUAAAACUAUGUAUUUCAUGUUUUUUGGUUCUCACGUUUGCAUUGUAUAUUAAUUUUUUUAUUAAUAUUGUUUUAAAAUUUCUAUAUAAAUAUCUAUAUUCUUGGUGGCAGGGCCAGGAACCUAGUGGAGGGUGUUCAGUAAGACCAAAUGAGAUUUGGCCUGGCCUUUUCAGGCUAUGGGAAGUUCAUUGGCCUUCCUCUGUGGUCCUGCGCUCUGCCUUGUGCAUGCCUGCUGUGUUAGUUCCUGUAAUCUGUUUUAAAGUAUUUGUGCUUCAGAGCACACUUACUUACUCUUUAGCUUUUUCAAAUUGUAGAUUGUGGAUGAGCUAGUAAGAAAACUUCAUGUGGCGAUGGAUGUGACAUUCAUGCUAAAUAUCUGUAUGUAGCAUUUAAUAUACACAGCACUAACUAAUAAAACUUUUACAUUAAUAA
This is a messenger RNA of Astyanax mexicanus (Mexican tetra), 5822 nucleotides long. It is a transcript of the gene znf319b, whose product is annotated as zinc finger protein 319b. The transcript has 2 exons. Bases 693 to 2534 code for a protein of 613 amino acids. The record is from RefSeq and is a predicted model, not a curated record. Lineage: Eukaryota; Metazoa; Chordata; Actinopteri; Characiformes; Acestrorhamphidae.